AUGGAUAUUUUACAAUUAAAACCAUAUUUGAAGGAAAACGAAACAAUUUCGCCGAUUGAAAACAUGUUACAGGGCAUGAAAAUUUAUCCAGAUCCAUAUCAAUCUGCAGCCAUUUGUGAUUUUGAAGCAGAAAUUGAUGGUAAAGAUAAAGUUAGAGGUGUUGUGAAGGAAGCAAAACAAGCCGCUUUGGAUUAUAACCAAGCUAUUGAGAAUAAUUAUCCAAUGUCAGAAAGAUAUGGAUCUUCUUCUUCCUCAGCCAACGAUGGCAAAAAACUCGUGCCUGAUGAUGUAAAAUAUUCUGUAGGAGCAAAUUAUAAAUUGGAUUUAAAAGUUACUUGUAUAAUGACUUCAACCAUUCAAUCAAUCGAAUCUCCAUCUCACUUGAUCUCUACCAAGUUGAAUAGUGAGGAUCUUGAUAAACCAAGAGCAUUCCUUGAAUAUAAUCUUAAAACAGAAUCUAAUCGUUUAAUGCUAACAUUAGUUCCAAGAUUUGCUUUAAAUCAAAUUCAAACGGAAGUAGUUUUUAUAAUUGACAGGUCUGGAUCAAUGGAAGGUGAACCAAUUAAAAAAGCGGGUCAAGCAUUAGAACUAUUUGUACGUUCGUUACCAGAGGAUUGUUAUUUUAAUGUUGUAUCUUUUGGUAGUCAUCACGACUCACUAUUUCCAAAAUCUCAAGAAUACUCCCAACAUUCAUUGGAUAAAGCUAUCAACUUGGCAAAAAAUUUGCAUGCAGAUUAUGGAGGAACAGAAAUUUAUCAUCUUAUAAAAUGGGCAUUUGAUGAUCAAUUGACAAAUAUGACCACCGCUUUAUUUUUAUUGACAGAUGACAAUAUAAUAAUCAUAAUAACGGUUUUAAGAAUAUUUACUUUGGGUAUUAAUGAUAGUGUUUCACAUGAUUUGGUCGAGUCAGUUGCUAGAACUGGUAAUGGAUAUGCACAAUUUGUUACCAAUAAUGAAAGAAUGGAUAAGGAAAUAUCCUGGGUGUUCACCCAUCCAACAAAUUAUUUUUUGACAGCUAAAUCAUCAGAUGGACCAAUAACAUUGCCAUAUUCUAGUGUAGGACCUCAUGGUAUUUCAAAGGAGGAAUGUUCUUUUGAUGAUCCAAUGCAAGAAUUAUCUGAUCAUGACAAUAAUGAAAAAGUCAAGAAAAAGAAAGUCGAGAAGGAUGCAAAAGAACGCAAGAAACCAAAGAUUGAAAUAUUAUUAAAAUUUUUGGUAAUGAUGAAAGAUCUUAAUGAUGAGUGUGAAAUUUGCUAUGACAAAGCAAAAAAAGCUUUAACUAAAUUUAAAGAUUAUAACGAAGAAAAUGAUAAGAAAGUUAUGGAUAGUGUUAGGAAAUGGAUGAAUGAUUGGAUCAAAGAAUAA
This is a messenger RNA of Entrophospora candida, 1365 nucleotides long. The record is from the annotation of a GenBank genome assembly. NCBI's taxonomy places the organism in Eukaryota, Fungi, Glomeromycota, Glomeromycetes, Entrophosporales, Entrophosporaceae.